AUGAACAGACUUGCUACUGGGACAGCAAUGCACCCGGCUAUGACCGCCCGUACUGUUACGCGGGGUUCGGUUCAACAAGCAGUUGGAGGUACGGCUGCUAUGACGCAAGUAGCUCUCACCGCCAGACCUAUAACAAACAUGGGCAUGCCAGGAACCCGGGCCGUUGGCGGCCAGCGGCAAGUCCUGGACUUGGGAUAUUAUACCAGUGAGCUCCGCAAUUUGAUCACAGCCACAAACAAGGAGGCAGAAGCGCUUUCAAAGCAGACCAUAGAGUUACAGAAGCGUGAAGGCCAGCUCCAACGCCAGCAGGAAUCUCUUCAUGCUAUCCAACGUGAGGUUGACGAGCUUCAGGGAGAGCUUCAAGACAUUCUUUACUCCCAGAGCAGACUCAGUGAGAAUGCAACGCUCGAGGAUCUUCGUGCAGAGGCAACAGAAGCAGAGUCGGCCGCGUCGAAAACUAGAAACGAGGCGAACAUAGCCUACAAGGCCAGGGUCGAUGCCGAGGAGCGUCUUCGCAAGAACGAGGCGUCUGCGGUGCAUCUGCGCACGGAAAUGGAGGCUCAAAUAGAAUCAACGCUCGGUUUACAAGCUGCAGAACGAUAUAGGUCUCUAAAUGACGAGAAUAUAACACUGAAGCAAAAGGAAAGCGAACUACGCAAGGAGCUUCAGGAGGCAGCAGCAGUGGCGGCGAAUGCAUACAGUUUCUGCACUAUCCUUUCCAACUACACCUCGGGUGGUUCUAUUUCUGGACAACCGGGUCACAUAGCAAUGGACGAACGCAUAAGCGGAGUGGAUACAAACAUCCAAAAGGCUAUUACGCUCCAUAGACAGAUCAGAGCGGCAAAACGAGAGCUUGAUGCAUACAAGGCAAAAAUUAAGGCUGCGGAAAGUCAUGAUCCGGAGCAAUCACUUAAGCAGCAGCUUAGGAAUCGCUUUCGUGUAGAGCAAAUGGAGACGCAGAGCUUAGUAGAAGAGAUCAAGAUAACAGAAAGCGGCGUUCAACAACGCAAGAAGCUUUUGGAAGAGAUCACCCCUGACGCAACUGUGACCAUCACCAAGGAGCAGAAGGAUCUGUUGAAGUCCGUCAUCAAAGCAGAAGCGUUUCUCGUUGAAUUUCCCAACAAAAAGCUGGCCCUUCAAACGAGUAUUAAGCAAGCUCAGGCAGAAGUUGUCAAUCUUAUUUCCCGCUUGCCCAUUCCUCAGGGUACCGUCUCAGUGCCUGGAGAGGAGAACCCUGGUGCAAUUGAGGCACAACUACAGCAAAAGUCGCGCGAGCUUGACCGUACAACUGAUACGGAGAUGCGGGUCAACGCUGAAUUGCGGACCUAUGGUGACAAGGUUUCAGCUUUAACUGACUCCCUUGAACGCCUUAGAGCAGACCUACGCGAUGCAGAGUCAAUUGAAAAUGUCGAGGCAGAGGAAAGCACCCUUAAGACGAAGCUUACUAGUUUAAAAGCCAUGCAUGAGGAAGAAACGAAAACCCUCGAAAAGAGCAAGGGUGCGCUGCGGCUCAUAGAAGAUCAAAUUGCAGCAAACGAGAAUGCGCAGUUGCUAAGAAAUCUAUUGGACCAGCUCUCAGCGAACCUACAGAAGAAGUAUGCGGUAGAGCUCUUCAUUGUGCAAAAAACCAUUGAGAGCUGCUACGACGAGCCAAAGAAGAAGUGUCUGCAGUUGGUUUCAGAGAUAAACAAUAUUCUAAUGGGCGGGUGA
Molecule: messenger RNA, 1710 nt
Organism: Giardia duodenalis
Lineage: Eukaryota; Fornicata; Diplomonadida; Hexamitidae
Product: Intraflagellar transport protein IFT74/72
Exons: 1
Coding region: 1-1710 (569 amino acids)
Biological process (GO): intraciliary transport involved in cilium assembly; cilium assembly
Cellular component (GO): cilium; intraciliary transport particle B; centrosome
Molecular function (GO): beta-tubulin binding
Source: RefSeq, a predicted model, not a curated record